Molecule: messenger RNA, 1641 nt
Organism: Bipolaris oryzae ATCC 44560
Lineage: Eukaryota; Fungi; Ascomycota; Dothideomycetes; Pleosporales; Pleosporaceae
Product: glycoside hydrolase family 17 protein
Exons: 5
Coding region: 1-1641 (546 amino acids)
Biological process (GO): cell wall organization
Cellular component (GO): fungal-type cell wall; extracellular region; cell surface
Molecular function (GO): glucan endo-1,3-beta-D-glucosidase activity; 1,3-beta-glucanosyltransferase activity
Source: RefSeq, a predicted model, not a curated record
AUGAAGUACGCAUUUGUUGCAGCUGCCCUUGCUGGGUCCGUCUUUGCCUCCCAGCACAAGGCUCAUGCUGGUUUCCACCAGCGCCGCCACGACCACGCCGCGGCUCCCCAGGAGGAUGUUUGCACUGUCUACACCACCGUCUACGUGACUGGCCCUCCUCCAAGCUACCCCACUGCCACCCCGGAGGUUCCCAAGCCCAGCAGCCCUGCUGUUCCUCAGCAGAGCCAGCCUCCUGUCUACCCACAGGGAGGACAGCCCCCUAAGCCCGAGGGUCCUAAGUCCAACCCAUCUGUUCCCCAACAGAGCCAGCCCCCUCAGCCAGGUGUUCCAGCCUCCACUUCCUGCUCCGAGGAGACUCCCAAGCCCACCGGUCCUGCCCCAGGUGUUCCUCAGCAGAGCCAGCCUCCCACAUACUCCCAGGGAGGCCAGCCUCCUAAGCCCGAGGUCCCCCAGCCUAGCAGCCCGGCACCCGAGGUUCCCCAGCCCAGCAGCCCAGCUGUUCCCCAGCAGAGCCAGCCCCCUGUUUACCCCCAGGGAAGCCAACCUCCUCAGCCAGGUGUCCCAGCUUCCACCUCUUGCUCCGAGGAGACUCCCAAGCCCACCGGCCCUGCUCCUGGUGUCCCCCAGCAGAGCCAGCCUCCUGCCUACCCAGCUGUCCCCCAGCAGAGCCAGCCCUCCUACCCCGGUGUUCCCCAGCCUCCUAAGGAGAGCAAGCCUGCUCAGACUCCCUCUGUCCCAGAUGUCAACAAGCCCAAGCCUACUCCUUCUAGCAGCAGUGUGCAGCCCAAGCCCACCAAGCCAUCCGGUGGCAACGGUAACAUUGUAACCAACGGCGACAAGUGGUCCAUUACCUACACUCCCUACGCCCAAUCCGGCCAGUGCAAGGAAGCUGCUGAGGUUGCCUCUGACAUCGCAAAGAUUGCUGGUCUCGGCUUCACCACCAUCCGCGCCUACAACACCGACUGCGGUGUCUUCGAGAACGUUGUCCCCGAGUGUCAGAAGCACGGACUCAAGAUCAUCUACGGUAUCUUCCUCGAGGCCGGCGACAAGGGCUGCUUCUCCGAAUACGCCAACAAGCAGCUCUCGGACAUCAAGAACAAGGCCCCCAAGGACAGCAUCGCCAUGGUCAUCGUCGGCAACGAGUGCAUGUUCAACGGUAACUGCCAGCCCGAGCAACUCGCCUCCUACAUCGACCACGUCCGCGACGAGCUCCGUGGCGCCGGUUUCCCCUCCACCGUCCCCGUCACCACCACCGAGCCCGUCGACGUCUGGGAGACCAAGGGUGCUGCCCUCUGCGACCACAUCGACGUCUUCGUCUGCCAGGUCCAGCCCUACUUCACCCAGUCCGUCACUGCUGAGAUGGCCGGUUCCUUUGCCGCCCAGCAGCUUGAGCAGGCCUCCAAGGUAUGCCCCGGCGCUGCCGCCCGCGGUGCCUACAUUGGCGAGAUCGGAUGGCCUUCGCAGGGUCAGACUAACGGCAUGGCCGUCGCUAGCCACGACGCUCAGCGCACUGCUAUGCAGAAGAUUCAGGAGGCUGUCGGUAGCAAGGCUAGUGUUUUCUCCUUCCAGGACGACACCUGGAAGCCCGCUGGUGCCUAUGGUGUUGAGCAGCACUUUGGCUGUGUUGAUGUCCUUGCUUAA